UUCCGGUUUUAUCUAGCCUUACCUUUAAUUAUCUAACCUAUGUUUAAGUCGCAUUUGAAUGUUGAUCGUUGUUUACAUUUUGAUUAAUGAUGAUGUUCACUGUUUAAGAAAAUGAGAUACCUUUUAAUUAAAACGUUAUUAAAUGUGAUAAAUAAUACAUUUUGCUAUUAUAAUUAAUAUUACACACUUUAAGAAUGAAUACUUCAUCAAACAAUGAAGAAAGAAAAAAAGAAUGGCCUUAUUUUAAAGGGAAUAAAAAUACAAUUGAUCAAAAGGUGCCCCUUCUUAUAAUGGAAAUACACAGACUGCGGCCUUUCUUUUCCAUAGAUAAACCUCGAUUACAUGUGCUUAAUAUGCCAGAACUGCAAAUCCGUAACGUUGAGAUUAUUGGCAUUAUAACAAAAGCUUAUGAACGAAGUAGACUUGAUCUUAUAAUUGACGAUGGUACAGGACAAAUUUCAGUAGUAUUCAAAUUGAUGAAUGAACUGAAAGAGGAACGUAAGAAGAUUGAUUCGAAAUUCCAAAGAUUGAGCAAAGUUGCUGAAUUAAAAAAUUUAGAACCCGAUCAAUACCAGUUAGAAAUACAAAACUUGGAAAAACGAUGGAUGCAGGAAACAAACAAUGGUAAAUUGGGAAUUUUUCAAGUGUUGGAUUACGUUAAUGUCAAAGGAUUUAUUGAUUUAGACUUUGGAAAAAAUAAAGUAACGAAAAAUGAUUUAUCUCUUGACAAAGGUAAUCUAUGCAAACCUGUUAUUUAUGCUAAAACCAUUCAACAUAUAACCGAAAAGGAAUAUAAUGAUAAAAUGCAAAGUUUCAUUUCAGGACUAGUUAGAAAUAGAUAUCAUGAAAAUUAAAAAGAAAAUGUUAACUUAUCUAAUGAUAUUUAAAACAAAUAUUUAUAAUAUUAUUUGAAAUCUAGGUAUCUUUUUUUUAUACAUUUCUUGAAAUAAAAUUUAAUUACAUAAUAUAAU
Molecule: messenger RNA, 971 nt
Organism: Leptopilina boulardi
Lineage: Eukaryota; Metazoa; Arthropoda; Insecta; Hymenoptera; Figitidae
Exons: 4
Coding region: 195-854 (219 amino acids)
Source: RefSeq, a predicted model, not a curated record